UCUUCUACAUUUAUCUGUAAAGAGCAACAUAUCUUGAACAGUCUAAACCAUAACUUGUUUCUUUCUAUAACCUCACUUUGGUAUUGCUUCUUCAGCUGCAUGAUUACACACUCAAACACAUUGUAGCAGUAUAAUAUUUUCCAAUGCCUCUUCCUCUGCUUUCAAUGAACCAUGUCUCUUUUGUUUGUAGGAGUGUGCAAGAAUCUGUGAAAUUCUAUGAAAAUGUCCUCGGAUUUGUCCUUAUUAAGAGACCAUCUUCUUUCAAAUUUCAAGGAGCUUGGUUAUUCAAUUAUGGCAUUGGAAUUCACCUACUAGAGUCGGAUAAAGUUGCAGUGAAAAGAGGAGAGAUCAACCCGAAAGAAAAUCAUAUUUCGUUUCAGUGCUCAGACAUGAAGAUUAUAAUGAACAAGCUUGAUGGAAUGAAGAUUGAAUAUGUGAAAGCAGUUGUGGAAGAAGGUGGAAUUGAAGUUGAUCAAGUGUUCUUUCAUGAUCCAGAUGGUUAUAUGAUUGAAAUAUGCAAUUGCCAAAAUCUACCUGUAAUUCCUAUUUCCACUAAUAGAACUAAUCAAGCUCCAUCCUUUUAUAGAGAAGGAAAACACUGUUCUUCUGCAGAAGAUGCUUUGUUGAUGAUGGAGAAAUUGAUGAUAGAUUUGUUAAGGAUUUCAAUAUAAGGAUUUUCUUGGGAUUGACAUAACUUUACUAACUCACAUAUGGUACAAAAUUUGUGUGCAAGUAUUUUUAUUAGAGUCAAUGCUAUCACAAUAGUAUAUCAUUUUCUACAAGAUCCAAGCAUGUUUUUUAAAACAUGACAUGACAACAACAUCAAUGCUUGUUGAGCAUGUUAUUGUUCAAAACCACAUGACAAUAACAGCUAUUUUGUGCAUGUGACAGCUGCUAUAUUGUAAU
Messenger RNA from Vicia villosa (hairy vetch), 906 nucleotides. RefSeq names its product glyoxylase I 4-like. The transcript has 3 exons. The record is from RefSeq and is a predicted model, not a curated record. Lineage: Eukaryota; Viridiplantae; Streptophyta; Magnoliopsida; Fabales; Fabaceae. The coding region runs from base 144 to 671 and encodes 175 amino acids.